Molecule: messenger RNA, 847 nt
Organism: Coccinella septempunctata (seven-spotted ladybird)
Lineage: Eukaryota; Metazoa; Arthropoda; Insecta; Coleoptera; Coccinellidae
Exons: 2
Coding region: 31-642 (203 amino acids)
Source: RefSeq, a predicted model, not a curated record
UUCAUGAUUUAACUCAGAAAUUUUUGAAUCAUGAAGGCAUACGUAUCAUUAAUUUUCAUAGUUUUGAGUACCAAUGAUAUUUUCUUUUCAUUGGUGUAUUCUUUGGAAUGCCAGUAUUGUAGCAGCGGAGAAUAUUCCUCUGAUUGUCGCGAAGGAACAGUAAAGGAUCUAAAGACCUGCACCCUCAAGGGGGAGGAUCACUGCUAUGUAGAAUAUAUAUUAAAUAAAGGACAAAAGCCUUUCUAUCGUAGAGGGUGUGCCCCUGGCGACUGGUGUAAACAACAAAGGGUUAAUCAUGGUGCCGCACUGAAAUUCUGCAAUACUUGUCAAGGAUCGAACUGCAACAAUGAAACUAUUGGAUCCAAAGACUCUUCCACGGUCCAAUGUAUAUCAUGCAAGAGUGGAGAUCUCAAAGGUGAGUGCAAGGAGGGAACCACGAAGACAUACGAAGAAUGUGAAGAAGGUUCCCUGUGUCUCGAAUACUAUGUUGCAACCACCAUAAGGAACGACUAUACAAGGGGAUGUGGUGAAAAAAGUUCAUGUACCGAUCUGAAGAACCAAUAUAGCGACUCUUUAGAAGAAUGCAGAACCUGUAAAUAUGAAUUGUGUAACAAUAAUAAAAUGACAAUUGCAUAUGUGUAAACUAAUGGAAUGUAAUCAUGUCAUCAAUCUUAAAUCUAUUUGCAUUUACGAAGUUUAAUGAACUUUCUUUCAAUCCUUCCUAUUUUUCAUUUAUGUAGAGCUUUUUGGUUUAUGUGCGUAUGAGGAUAUUUUCUGUGUCAAACCUUUUUCAUCAGGAUAUGAGCGAUUAAAUAUGAAUUUCGAAUUUGGGAAAUGUAUUUUAGAA